CAGCUUUAACUCCAUCCCCACAUAAACACAACACAACACUCACAUCCCUCUCUUUCUCUCUAUAUAUAUUUCUUGCUAGACUUCUUUCUUCUGACAAAAAAUGGCUGAAAUAGUGAGAAAUAAGCAGGUGAUUUUGAAGAACUAUGUCUCAGGUCUUCCAAAAGAAACUGACAUGCAUAUCACCAAUACCAACAUUGCGUUAGAGGUUCCAAAAGGCUCAAAUGGGGUUCUUUUAAAGAACCUCUACUUGUCUUGUGAUCCUUACAUGAGACCAAGAAUGAAGAAAAUUGAAGGGCAUUAUGUUGAGCCCUUCAAAAUUGGCAUGCCUUUGAGUGGAUAUGGAGUGGCUGAGGUUCUGGAUUCUGAGCAUCCAAACUUCAAGAAAGGAGACUUGGUUUGGGGGAUGACAGGUUGGGAAGAGUACAGUCUGAUUACAGCUCCAAAUUUGUUCAAAAUUCAACACACAGAUGUGCCUCUUUCCUAUUACACUGGAAUUCUUGGUAUGCCUGGUAUGACUGCCUAUGCUGGAUUUUAUGAGCUAUGCUCUCCCAAGAAAGGAGAGAAUAUAUUCAUUUCAGCAGCAUCAGGCGCUGUUGGUCAGCUAGUUGGGCAGUUUGCAAAGUUGCUCGGUUGCUAUGUUGUUGGAAGUGCUGGGACCAAAGACAAGGUUGAUCUGCUAAAGAAUAAAUUUGGGUUCGAUGAGGCCUUCAACUAUAAAGAAGAGCCAGAUCUCGAUGCAGCUUUGAAAAGGUACUUUCCAGAAGGCAUCGAUAUGUACUUUGAAAAUGUUGGGGGAAAGAUGCUUGAUGCAGUGCUUCUCAACAUGAAAGUCCAUGGUCGAAUUGCUGUGUGUGGAAUGAUAUCGCAGUACAACCUUGACAAGCCUGAAGGGGUACACAACUUGAUGAAUCUGAUUUCAAAACGUAUUCGUAUGGAAGGAUUCCUGGUUCUUGAUUACUACCACCUCUAUCCGAAGUUUCUGGAAAUAAUUAUUCCUCACAUCAAAGAAGGAAAGAUUGUAUACGUAGAAGACACUGCUGAAGGCCUUGAGCGUGCACCAGCUGCUCUGGUUGGGCUCUUUACAGGUCAUAAUGUUGGCAAACAAGUGGUUGCAGUUGCUCAUGAGUGAAUUAUCUACUUUGUUUACAUGUUGUUACUGCUAAAAGUUACAAUUUCCUGGAAUGCUAUACUAUAUAGCUACUAAAUUAUGUAACUAAAAUAGUUCUGUUGAUGUUUACAUGAGCUGUUUCUCUUUGUUAAUGUUGUUUACACUUUGUUACACUUCAUUACAGAAAAAGAAUAUAAUAUACCAGCUAGAGUCUCAA
Pistacia vera is the source of this 1325-nucleotide messenger RNA. Its product is annotated as 2-alkenal reductase (NADP(+)-dependent)-like. Gene Ontology annotation, molecular function: 2-alkenal reductase [NAD(P)H] activity. Bases 101 to 1129 code for a protein of 342 amino acids. Gene Ontology annotation, biological process: response to oxidative stress. The transcript has 5 exons. NCBI's taxonomy places the organism in Eukaryota, Viridiplantae, Streptophyta, Magnoliopsida, Sapindales, Anacardiaceae. The record is from RefSeq and is a predicted model, not a curated record.